AUGAGCGACUCUUACGAUCUCAUCGUGAUUGGUGCCGGGUGGUAUGGUCUUGCGGCUGCAAAGACGUACAUCGAGUUGCACCCAGAAGAGAAAAUCCUAGUCAUUGAAGCAGAGAACAGCUGUGGAGGAACAUGGUCCAAAGACAGACUGUACCCUGGAUUGAAGUCAAACAAUCUCUGGGGCUCUUAUGAGUAUGCCGACUUGCCCAUGUCGGAGGACAUCUACGGCGUGAAACCCGGCGAGCAUAUCCCCGGAGCAAUCCUCCACCGCUAUCUCACAGACUUUGCCAAGAAAUUCGGCGUCUUUGAGCGGACGAAAUUCAACACCAAAGUCGAUGGCGUCAAGGCUACCGAUGACGGCGGCUGGGAGAUUGAAGUCUCCGCAAAGGCUGGCGGCGCUCAGGAGACCUUUCAGACCAAGAAGUUGAUCGUGGCCACUGGCUUGACAUCGCAACCCAACAUGCCCAGUUAUCCUGGCCAAGAAACAUUCACCUCCCGGCUAUUCCACGCCAAAGACUUCUGCACUCAGUCCGACACAGUCAACACGUGCAAGAAAACGGUCGUGGUCGGAGGAGGAAAAUCCGCCUUCGAUUGUGCCUACGCAUUCGCGUCGACCGGUGAUACCCAAGUCGACUUGAUCAUACGACCAACAGGACAGGGUCCAGUAUGGCUCUGCCCGCCAUACGUCACUCCGUGGAAGAAGAUGAUGGAAGAGCUCCUGAACGUACGAAUGCUGACGUGGUUCAGCCCUUGCCCGUGGGGAGGGGAAGAUGGCUUUGGUACGCCGCGGGGUCUACUUCACGGCACUGCUGUGGGACGAUUCCUAGUGGAGAACUUCUGGAAUGUGCUCAGUUCUUCCGUUAUUCAAGACCACGGUUACGAUGAGCACCCGGAGUUGUUCAAGCUCAAGCCCUGGCAGAACGCGUUCUGGACCGGCAGUGGCAUCGGAAUCCACAACUACCCUACCAACUUCUUUGACCUGGUCAAGGAGGGAAAGAUCCGUGUUCACAUUGCCGAUAUUGCCAAAUUAGAUGGUACCACGGUCCAUCUCACCAACGGAGAGGCCAUCGACACCGACGCUGUCAUUUGCGCGACAGGUUGGAAGAAAGAGUCGAGCAUCAAAUUCGCCAACUUCAGCAGCGCUCUCGAAAAGUCCCCCGAGGAGCGUGAGAGUCUCAUCGCACAGGCCGACAAGGAGGUUCGCGACACCUUCCCAGGCCUCAAGGCCCAACCUAUUCUUAGAUACGAGCCCAAGAAGGAAGAGCCGCUGCGCAACUACCGGUUCAUCAUCCCUUCCGAAGCAGUAUUCAAGCGCAAUAUUGCAUUUGCCGGCAUGGUCUCGACCACCUCCACUUCCAUGUUCGCCACGACCCAGGCCUUGUGGAUCUGUGCCUUCUUUGACGGAAAGCUGAAGCGAGCGCCAAAGUCUGCCGACGAAGUUACGAAAGAAAUAAUGCUUCACUCUCAAUUCGGGAAGUGGAGGUAUCCCUGCGGAUACGGAGCCAACCUUCCAGACUUUGCCUUCGAUUCCCUUCCAUACGUGGAUCUGUUGCUAAAUGAUAUGGGUCUACGGAGCCACCGAAAGGAAACGGCCAUGUUGGAAUUGACAGAGACGUACAAGCCGCGGGAUUACAAGGGCUUGACACAGGAAUGGGCAGAGUUGCAGUCGAAAGAUAAGUAUUUAAACUAA
Messenger RNA from Ilyonectria robusta, 1689 nucleotides. RefSeq names its product putative dimethylaniline monooxygenase. The transcript has 2 exons. The coding region runs from base 1 to 1689 and encodes 562 amino acids. Lineage: Eukaryota; Fungi; Ascomycota; Sordariomycetes; Hypocreales; Nectriaceae. The record is from RefSeq and is a predicted model, not a curated record. Gene Ontology annotation, molecular function: NADP binding; flavin adenine dinucleotide binding; oxidoreductase activity.